This is a messenger RNA of Melanotaenia boesemani (Boeseman's rainbowfish), 6770 nucleotides long. RefSeq names its product peroxidasin. The record is from RefSeq and is a predicted model, not a curated record. Gene Ontology annotation, biological process: response to oxidative stress. NCBI's taxonomy places the organism in Eukaryota, Metazoa, Chordata, Actinopteri, Atheriniformes, Melanotaeniidae. The coding region runs from base 284 to 4744 and encodes 1486 amino acids. The transcript is spliced from 23 exons. Gene Ontology annotation, molecular function: protein binding; heme binding; peroxidase activity.
UUCCUCUCGUGACUCCGGUGGAAGUCCAAAGGAAACUUUUAUUCCGUGUCGGGGCUGUUGUGGGAUGAAUGGAAGCGGAUAAAAGAGUUUCAGGCAUGAAGUUUUGAGUUGGACUUGAUCCGGACUGUAACGCUGCCCCACAGCUGCGUGUCCUGUGCGCGCGCGUGGGUCUGCCUCUCCCACUGUGUGUGUGUGUGUGUGUGUGUGUGUGUGUGUGUGUGUGUGUGUUUGAUGUGCGGCGGGGCAGCUGGCGCUCUGUGCUCUGCUCGGCUCACUGCUAGCAAUGGCGCUGCGCGCUGGCCAGCUCUUUUCUCGGUGUGUCCUCGCGCCGGCUUUGUUGCUGUUCGCCUUUAACGGACCGCAGUUUGCACUUUGUUGUCCGAGUCGCUGUUUGUGUUUCCGAACCACCGUGAGAUGUAUGCAUCUAAACCUGGAAACGGUGCCGGCUGUGUCUCCUCAGACCACCAUUCUAGACCUGAGAUUCAACAAAAUCAAGGAUUUACAUCCGGGAUCCUUCAGGCGACUGAGGAACCUCAACACGCUCCUCCUCAACAACAAUCGUAUACAAAGGAUCCCCAGAGGAGCUUUUGAAGACCUGGAAAACCUCAAAUAUCUCUAUUUGUACAAGAAUGAAAUCCAAUCAAUUGACAGACAAGCAUUUAAGGGGCUUGUCUCUCUUGAGCAACUGUACCUGCACUUCAACAACAUUGAGUCUUUGGAACCGGAAUCGUUUACCCAUCUGCCAAAGCUGGAACGAUUGUUUUUGCACAACAACAGAAUAACUCAGCUCGUCCCUGGAACCUUCUCUCACCUUCAGGCCAUGAAGCGACUGCGACUGGACUCUAACGCAUUAAACUGCGACUGUGAGCUGCUGUGGCUGGCCGACCUGCUGAAGCAGUACGCCGAGUCGGGCAACGCCCAGGCCGCCGCCACCUGCGACUAUCCCAGCCGGCUGCAGGGCCGAUCGGUGGCCACGCUCACUGCUGAGGAGCUCAACUGCGAGGUACCGAGGAUCACCUCAGAGCCCCAGGAUGUGGACGUGACUUCAGGAAACACAGUGUACUUCACCUGCAGGGCCGAAGGCAACCCUAAACCACAGAUUAUCUGGCUCAGGAACAACAACGCUUUAAACAUGCGUGACGACAGUCGUCUAAACCUGCUGGAAGAUGGGACACUGAUGAUCCAAGACACCAGGGAGACGGACCAGGGAGUAUACCAGUGCAUGGCCAAAAACGUAGCCGGGGAGGUGAAGACUUCCCAGGUCACUCUGCGAUACUUCGGAGCUCCCUCACGACCAAGUUUUGUGAUCCAGCCCCAGAACACGGAGGUCCUGGUGGGAGAGAGCGUGACCCUGGAGUGCAGCGCCACCGGCCAGCCGCAGCCAAGAGUGUCCUGGACGAAGGGCGACCGCACACCACUGCCCAGCGACUCCCGCAUCAACAUCACGCCGUCUGGAGGGCUUUACAUCCAGAACGUGGUUCAAGCGGACGGAGGACAGUAUACGUGUUUCGCCUCUAAUAAUGUGGAUACCAUACAUGCGACAGCUAACAUCAUCGUACAAGCGAUCCCACAGUUCACCAUCACACCACAUGACCAGUCAGUACUAGAGGGUCACACUGUUGACUUCCCCUGCGAGGCGAGUGGCUAUCCUCAGCCAGUCAUCGCCUGGACUCGAGGGGGAAGCCCGCUGCCUCUGGACCGUCGUCAUGUGAUCCUGUCCUCUGGUACGCUCCGCAUCAGUCGGGUGGCCGCGCAUGACGAGGGCCAGUACGAGUGCCAGGCGGUCAGCGCCGUGGGGGCCGAGCGCACCGCUGUGCAGCUCAGCAUCGAGCAGAGAGUAACGCCUGUUUUCACAAAUGCUCCAAGGGACCGGACUGUGGAGUCUGGCCAGGAUGUGCGGAUUCCCUGCAGUGCUCAGGGCCAGCCGCAGCCUGUCCUCACCUGGAACAAGGAUGGUGUACAGGUGACAGAAAGUGGAAAGUUCCACAUCAGCCCCGAGGGUUACCUGGAGGUGAGGGAUGUGGGCACUGCGGAUGCUGGACGCUACGAGUGCAUCGCCCGCAACCCCAUCGGCUACCUGGUUGCUAGCAUGGUUCUCACAGUCACUGUGCCUGCAGUCAGCAGAGAGGGAGACACCUUCGUGAGCUCGUCCAUAGAGCAGGCCAUUCGUAACGUGGACAACGCUAUUGAGUCUACGAGGAGACAACUCUUCGAUGGUCAGCCUCGUACUCCAGGAGAGUUGCUCGCCCUUUUCCGAUACCCACGUGACCCCUACACGGUGGAGCAGGCGCGUGCUGGCGAGAUCUUUGAGCAGACUCUUCUGCUGAUCCAGAACCACGUCAACCAGGGCCUCAUGGUGGACACCAACGGCACCGCAUUCCGCUACAAUGACCUGGUGUCCCCCCGCUUUUUGGAUGUGAUUGCCAAUCUGUCUGGCUGCACGGCCCACCGCCGCUUCAACAACUGCUCUGACAUCUGUUUUCACCAAAAAUACCGCAGCCAUGAUGGCACCUGCAACAACCUGCAGCACCCCAUGUGGGGUGCCUCGCUCACUGCCUUCGAGCGCCUCCUGAAAUCGGUCUACGAUAACGGUUUUAAUCUGCCGAGAGGCGCCACAGACCGGGUGCACAACGGGUACAGGCUGCCACUGCCCAGGCUGGUGUCCACUACUAUGAUUGGAACAGAGACCAUCACUCCUGAUGACCGCUACACUCACAUGCUGAUGCAGUGGGGUCAGUUCCUGGAUCACGACCUGGACUCCACAGUGGUGGCCUUGAGCCAGUCCCGUUUUUCGGACGGCCAACUGUGUGCUCAGGUCUGCACAAACGACCCGCCAUGCUUCCCGAUCCAGUUCCCACCCAACGACCAGCGUCAGCUGCGAAGUGGUGCCCGCUGCAUGUUCUUCGUGCGGUCUAGCCCGGUGUGCGGCAGCGGGAUGACGUCUCUGCUCAUGAACAGUGUGUAUCCCAGAGAGCAAAUCAACCAGCUCACCUCCUACAUUGAUGCUUCCAAUGUCUACGGCAGCUCACGGCACGAAUCGGAGGAAAUCCGGGACUUGGCCAGCCAAAGGGGGCUGCUCCGUCAAGGCAUCAUACAACGAACAGGGAAGCCACUUCUGCCGUUUGCCACUGGACCACCCACUGAGUGUAUGAGGGAUGAGAAUGAGAGUCCAAUCCCAUGUUUCUUAGCUGGAGACCAUCGUGCCAAUGAGCAGCUUGGCUUGACUGCCAUGCACACAGUAUGGUUCAGAGAACACAACCGCAUAGCUACAGAGUUACUGAGACUCAAUCCCCACUGGGACGGGGACACCAUCUACCACGAGGCAAGGAAGAUAGUGGGGGCCCAGAUGCAGCACAUCACCUACAGCCACUGGUUGCCAAAGAUUCUAGGUGAGGUAGGGAUGAAGAUGAUGGGGCCUUACUCCGGUUACGACCCCAACAUUAACGCCGGCAUCUUCAACGCGUUUGCCACUGCCGCUUUCCGUUUUGGACACACCCUCAUCAACCCGAUACUCUACAGGUUGAAUGAGGACUUCCAGCCGAUCCCUCAGGGACACAUCUCUCUGCACCGGGCCUUCUUCUCCCCGUUCCGCAUCGUAAACGAAGGAGGCAUCGACCCGCUCCUGCGCGGGCUGUUUGGCGUCGCAGGUAAAAUGCGCAUUCCCACGCAGCUUCUGAACACAGAACUGACAGAGAGGCUGUUCUCCAUGGCCCAUGCUGUGGCUCUGGACCUGGCCGCCAUGAACAUCCAGAGGGGUAGAGAUCACGGCAUCCCUCCAUACAACGAUUACAGGACCUUCUGUAACCUGACCUCAGCUCAGACGUUUGAAGACUUGAAGAAUGAGAUUAAGAAUCCAACCGUCAGAGAGAAACUACAGAGACUGUACGGUUCUCCUCUCAACAUUGAUCUGUUUCCGGCUCUGAUGGCUGAAGACCUGGUCCCUGGCAGCAGAUUGGGGCCCACCCUCAUGUGUCUGCUGGUAGUGCAGUACAAACGGCUGCGGGAUGGUGACAGGUUCUGGUAUGAAAACCCAGGCGUGUUCACUCCCGCCCAGCUGACCCAGCUGAAGCAGGCAUCUCUGACUCGUGUGCUUUGCAACAAUGGGGACAACAUCACACGGAUCCAGCAGGAUGUGUUCAGAGUUGCCGAGCUGCCCCAUGGCUACGGCAGCUGCAACGACGUCCCACAUAUUGACCUGCGGAUGUGGCAGGACUGCUGCGAGGACUGCAGAACCAAGGGUCAGUUUAACGCCCUGUCAUACCACUUCAGAGGACGCAGAUCCGCUGAGCACAGCUACAAAGAGGACAAACCUGCCAACAGCAUCCAGGAGAGAAGCUCUGUGGAAAAAGCUCCAGGAAGUCUUGCAAACGUUACUGUGACCUCUGAAAAAAGCACUGAAACCUCGAUUAGCGACUUCCAGGAUUUUGUCACCGACAUGCAGAAGACCAUCACAAGCUUACGGAAGCAGAUUAAAAGACUUGAAGCCCGUCUGAGCAGGACUGACUGCACUGAUGAUGAAGGCCGUGACCGAGCAGACGGAGAGCGAUGGAAGAAGGACUCCUGCUCCACGUGUGAAUGCAAAGACGCCCAGGUGACCUGCUUUGUGGAGUCUUGUCCAACACCGGAGUGCAAACAGCCCAUCAAGCUAAAAGCCGCCUGCUGUCCGGUGUGCCUCCAGCAGGCAGAUGGACACCAAAGUCAAAAAGUGGACACGAAUAAUCCUCAGGAUCACCUGACAAACUAGUGUCUGAAAGUCACUUCUAAUCAAACGUAUCGAGAGGAGAUGGGACUCAUGAAGGUGUGCUGAUCCACAGCUAACCUCGAUAUACCCUCGAUAAACAGCUUUUUAUUUUGUUCCUUUAUUAUUAUUAUUUUUUUGUUUUUAAAUCAGGGGAGGGGUUGUUCUUGUCUCAAAUUUCAGUUUGUUGCAGUCUCCAGGGCUGCCCACUAGGAUCUACUUCUGUAGCGACGAAUGGAUUCUAACCAACACGGACAAACCUCUCCUGCUCGCUCACCGAGGCUUGAGAAGCCACCGCUGCCGCUCGCUCUCCUGCACUCAGUGAAAAAAACGCAGGACUAGUCGCCGUCAACGAGCAGGAAAGGGAAGUUGAUGGAAAUGCGGCUGCCGCUUCGUCGUCUCGCAAAAUUUUCUCAGGUUAGAGAUGCCGAAAAUUGGUGCUAUUUUCCCACUUUUAUUAUGAUUUAAGUCAUUAAAUACAAACCUUCAAGUAUUAUCCUCAUAUGCAAAGCAACCUAUAUACACUCAGUAUGUCUUUUAAUGAUGCAUCACAACUGAGAGGAUUGUUUUACUCGAACAUGAGUAGAGUUACUGCAUCUUUUAAUCCAUGGUGCUUUAUAUCAUGUUUGUAAUGUACUUUUUACCCUUUUUUUGUUUGAAAAUACAUAUGAAGAUAAUGUGAAGCCCUAAAAAAUGUUUGUAAUGCAAAAGAAACAUGUCUACUGAUUACUGCCUCUAUCCCUGGAUAGCUUGCUUACGGUCCCUGCUGGCCCGCUCUGAGCUUAAGUGAGGUGGAGCCGUUUGGCGCUUUUCAUUGCAGGACACUCGAUCCAGCUCUCACACCAUCACGCUCUGCUUCAUGUUUAAUUUGGCUUCCAGAAAGCAGUGACAGAGUAUCGAUUUGAACCACUGUAAUGUUGUGAACUCGUCUUCUAAAGCCAAAAAUAUGAUUUAAAAACUUCCACAAUGACAAAAAUAGCAGGUCUGUCUAUGAAAGCAUGUGUGAACAUUGUAUUAGUCUGGAUUCAGCCUUUAGUACUGCUAACUUUACCAUGGCAGUAUUCUUUUACUCAUGCAUAGACAAGAUUAAAAACAACUUAAGGUAACUGUAUCAGCAGUUGACACAAGGACGCGCUUGCAUGCAUUCCUCUGUCUUUCCACAGUUUUUCUUCUUGAUUUUCCCUGCGAGGGCCGUCUGCAGUGCUGAUAUGUCAGGAAUGAUCACACUGCUCUUGUUUCUUUGCCAUUUUGAAGAAUUUUUGUUCUGGACUGAUGUCAUUUCACCCAGCAGCCCUCUGACCCUCAUUCCACUGUAAUGGAAGCCAUAUGAGAGGAGGAUGUUGGGGGAAGGGUGCAGAUGAUCGGGAUAUGAGCAGAACACGUCUAACCAUACUGCAGUUGCGAGGUCUUUUAUAUGUACUGUACAUAAACAAAUACCACUCAUUGUACUUCAUGCACUGGCUCGCUUUGUGUCACUUUUUUUUUUCGUCUUCCUGUUUUGCCUCACUCCUGAUUGUGUUGAAGCUGUCUCCAUUGUUUCCUUUAUGUGACAACAUCCUGAACACGCAUCUGUCACUAAGCAGAAAUGAUAUUAAUGCUUUCUGGAAUUUUCCAUUCAGGAUUUCAGAUGGAUUAGAGGGCUGCAGUCACACUGGUAUCAUAUAUGUUCAAACAUACUGAAUAGUUUCAUCAGAUAUGGUUUGUUUUGUUUUUUUUUUGCUAAUACAUUUUGGCAAGUGUCCCGAGCUUUGGCCGCCAAAGUACCGGUCUUAAAUGUCUGUCGUAUUAGCUCAUUUUUAUUUCCAUCAUGGCUCCGUCUCUUUUAAUUUCCCCUUGGAAAAGCUCCAAGCGUCAGUGGAAUGCACUACUCUGCAGGACUGAACAUGCUUUACCUACACUGUCCUUGUCCCAGCGGUCAAUGUGGAUAUACUAGUGCCUAUCAUGACAGUUAUAUUGUACUUUUGCCAAAGACUGGUUUGCACUGUAAUGUACGCCUCAACAGUGAUAAUAAAUAAGCCACAUCUGAAUUACA